GUGCUGACGUGCAGCGCGGCCCAGGCGGGGUGCGAGUGGCGCAGUCGGAGCCCGCUGCGGCCCCUGAGGAAGCGAGGAGGCGUCGGCAUCGGCCGAGGCGGGCAGACCAGCGAGGCAAGGCGUCGGCGGCGUCGGCUCCAGGCCCCGAGGGACUCGGGAGCCCGAGCAGUGGCAGCGGAGGAACCGCUCCCCCUCGGAGAAGGCGGGCGGCGGCGGCGGCGGAGGCGGCGGGAGCGGUGGUGCCCCCCGGGCACGGGGCCAUGUACAACGGGAUCGGGCUGCCGACGCCCCGGGGCAGCGGCACCAACGGCUACGUCCAGCGCAACCUGUCCCUGGUGCGGGGCCGCCGGGGUGAGCGGCCUGACUACAAGGGAGAGGAGGAACUGCGGCGCCUGGAGGCUGCCCUGGUGAAGCGGCCUAAUCCUGACAUCCUGGACCACGAGCGCAAGCGGCGCGUCGAGCUGCGAUGCCUCGAGCUGGAGGAGAUGAUGGAAGAGCAGGGGUACGAGGAACAGCAAAUUCAGGAAAAAGUGGCGACCUUUCGACUCAUGUUGCUGGAGAAGGAUGUGAACCCUGGGGGCAAGGAGGAGGCCCCAGGGCAGAGGCCUGCUGUAACGGAGACUCACCAGUUGGCUGAAUUGAACGAGAAGAAGAAUGAGCGGCUGCGUGCUGCCUUUGGCAUCAGUGAUUCCUACGUGGAUGGCAGCUCUUUUGAUCCUCAGCGUCGUGCUCGAGAGGCUAAACAGCCAGCCCCAGAGCCCCCCAAGCCUUACAGCCUUGUCCGAGAGUCUAGCAGUUCUCGCUCACCAACCCCAAAGCAAAAGAAGAAGAAAAAGAAGAAAGACAGAGGACGCAGGUCAGAGAGCAGCUCUCCCCGAAGGGAGAGGAAGAAGAGCUCGAAAAAGAAGAAGCACAGGUCAGAAUCGGAGUCCAAGAAGCGGAAGCACAGGUCCCCCACGCCAAAGAGCAAGCGUAAAUCCAAGGACAAGAAGCGGAAGCGGUCUCGAAGUACAACACCAGCCCCGAAGAGCCGCCGGGCUCACCGAUCAACGUCUGCUGACUCUGCUUCGUCCUCCGAUACGUCCCGCAGUCGGUCUAGAAGUGCUGCAGCUAAAACUCGUACAACUGGCGUGACUGGACGAAGCCCUUCCCCUGAAUCAGGGCGCCAAGGGGAGGGAGAUGGACCUUCCCGGGACUCGGGUGCUACCAACAUAGGGCAGCCUAGCAGCCCAGAGCCCUCUACAAAGCAGCCGAGCAGCCCACAUGACGACAGAGAUAAAGACAAAAAGGAGAAAUCUGCAUCUCGACCUAGCCCCUCCCCGGAGAGGAGCAGUACAGGCCCAGAACCACCUGCUCCCACUCCGCUCCUUGCUGAGCAACAUGGCAGCUCCCCACUACCCCUUGCAGCAACCCCCUUAAGUCAGGAACCAGUGAACCCCUCCCCCCAACUUUUCUUCACGUUUCUUAAAGGCAUUUUGAUUUUUUAA
Messenger RNA from Orycteropus afer afer, 1487 nucleotides. The record is from RefSeq and is a predicted model, not a curated record. NCBI's taxonomy places the organism in Eukaryota, Metazoa, Chordata, Mammalia, Tubulidentata, Orycteropodidae.